Nezara viridula (southern green stink bug) is the source of this 207-nucleotide messenger RNA. The record is from the annotation of a GenBank genome assembly. Lineage: Eukaryota; Metazoa; Arthropoda; Insecta; Hemiptera; Pentatomidae.
AUGUUUGCUAUUGGAGUUCCACAAAGCACGGAGUUCGCUUUUGAUGUUGGAGAAUUGGAUGAUGGAGAGAGACCGAGAGCAGGAUGGAAUGGAAUUAAAUUUGCGGGACAAACAAAGAAGACGGCCCUCGACAGAGCAGACCACUCAGUCAACAUGGAGUCCUCCGUUCCAGGGUACCAAUGGAACCAUAUUACUAAUUUCCAAUAA